Messenger RNA from Periophthalmus magnuspinnatus, 1635 nucleotides. RefSeq names its product MAX dimerization protein 3 (gene mxd3). Gene Ontology annotation, biological process: regulation of transcription by RNA polymerase II. The transcript is spliced from 6 exons. Bases 140 to 739 code for a protein of 199 amino acids. NCBI's taxonomy places the organism in Eukaryota, Metazoa, Chordata, Actinopteri, Gobiiformes, Gobiidae. Gene Ontology annotation, molecular function: RNA polymerase II cis-regulatory region sequence-specific DNA binding; DNA-binding transcription factor activity, RNA polymerase II-specific; protein dimerization activity. The record is from RefSeq and is a predicted model, not a curated record.
GUGAGUGUUGGGGUUCUGAGAGAGAGACACACAGAGACACAGAGACAGAGAGAAAGAGGGAGAGAGAGCUACUUAAUCCUCCUGACACAACAGAGGAGUGUUGAUCAAGCUGCUUCUGGCUUUAUUCUUUCAGAUAAACAUGGAGGGAGCCGUGUGUAACAUCCAGGUGCUGCUCAGAGCUGCAGAGUUUCUGGAGAGGAGAGAGAGAGAGGCAGAACAUGGAUAUGCCUCUGUGCUGCCUGUCAGCUCAGCUCUGUCUGAUAAGAGGAGCAAACACAAGAGCAAAAAGAUAUCAGCUCCUGGAGGUGGAAAUAGGUCUGUUCACAAUGAGCUGGAGAAGAACAGACGGGCUCAGCUAAGAUAUUUCUUAGAGCAGCUCAAAAAGCAAGUUCCCUUGUCCACUGACUCGAUGAGGAACACGACCCUGAACCUGCUGAGACGGGCACAGCUCCAUAUAAAGAAGUUGCAGGAGCAGGACGAGCGUGCGGAGCAGCUAAAAGGCCGUCUGCGCUGGGAGCAGAGGGAACUCAGGAUUCGACUGGAGCAGCUUCAGAGAACUGAGAGAAUGAGGAACAACAGUCAGGGCUCAACUAUGUCGUCUGAGAGGUCAGACUCCGACAGAGAGGAUGUGGAGGUGGACGUGGAGAGUAUCGUGUUUGAUUGUGUGGACUCUGAGCUGCACAUAACACACACAGAUGCAGACCACUGUUACUCCAGCUUGGACAAGGCCUGGCUAUGACCGAAGGCGACGCGCUUCUACACGGUACCUCAUUUUUUAUGUUGGAGGCGAAGUUGAAAACAUUCCAAAAAAAAAAACCAUCUGAUGUGUUACUGUACAAUCGCUUGCUAAUAUUGACAGAGGCAUUACAUCGAACACUCCUGUCUUUUACACUUUUGUGAUUACAAGCUAAAUAUUGUUGGUUAUGAAUGAGCUGUGUCUAUUUGCACUGAAAAGCAGUUAAGAUUCAUCGGGUUUGUGUGGACGCCACUUUACCGCCAACAGGACCACGACUUUGCAUUAACCUGCCACAAAGUGUUUCAGACCUAAGUCAACUCAGUAAGGGCUUAUUUAACUUAUUCUUUUCUAUAUUAUACAUUCUGCCUUAAAUCAAAUUAGGUGUAGUACUUUGUAUAGCUUAAGCAGUAAAUCCAUACUUCAGUCUCGUGUAGCAUGCACUUAAACUCUAUUUUUGUAAUAUUGUUUCAUUAUGUAAGUUCUGACAUGUAUCUUCUCUUGCACAAAUCACACAUAUGCACUUGUCUCACUCUGGGUUUAGGACAGAUCAACUUAAAAACAGCAAAGGUCACGUUUGCAUUUUUCUGAAUGACCAAAUAUGGAUGGUUAGGUGUGAUUGACAACUGUUCCAUGUGUUUACUUUAAAGCUAAUCUGAUCAAUUAUGCAUGUAACCGUUUUAUAUCAGCAGCACUUGUAAAGAUUAUGCAGUAGGUCAUGUGCUGUGUUAUUCAUUGCAUUGUAUUUAAUUUCAUAAAGGCAGUUUGCCUUUUAACUUGUUAUGCAAAAUGCCUUAUUUACCAUGUGUAUGUAUGCCUUCAUUUGUCUCUUCACCCAGUAAUAUUAUGUAGCAACUUUUGUACUGGUGUAAGCUUUUUAUGAGUAAAUAUUUUCUAUAUUU